Molecule: messenger RNA, 663 nt
Organism: Pipistrellus nathusii (Nathusius's pipistrelle)
Lineage: Eukaryota; Metazoa; Chordata; Mammalia; Chiroptera; Vespertilionidae
Source: the annotation of a GenBank genome assembly
AUGGCGUCAGCCACAGACUCUCGCUAUGGACAGAAGGAGUCCUCCGACCAGAAUUUUGACUACAUGUUCAAGAUCCUUAUCAUUGGUAACAGCAGUGUGGGCAAGACAUCAUUCCUCUUCCGCUAUGCAGACGACUCCUUCACUCCCGCCUUUGUCAGCACUGUGGGCAUAGACUUCAAGGUCAAGACUAUCUACCGCAAUGACAAGAGGAUCAAGCUGCAGAUCUGGGACACAGCAGGGCAAGAGCGGUACCGAACCAUCACCACAGCCUACUAUCGGGGUGCCAUGGGCUUCAUCCUCAUGUAUGACAUCACCAACGAGGAGUCCUUCAAUGCUGUGCAGGACUGGUCAACCCAGAUCAAGACCUACUCUUGGGACAAUGCCCAGGUGCUGCUGGUGGGGAACAAGUGUGACAUGGAGGAUGAGCGGGUGGUGUCAUCCGAACGCGGCCGGCAGCUGGCCGACCACCUUGGGUUUGAAUUCUUUGAGGCAAGUGCCAAGGACAACAUUAAUGUCAAGCAGACCUUUGAGCGCCUGGUGGACGUCAUCUGUGAGAAGAUGUCCGAGUCACUGGACACAGCGGACCCUGCCGUCACAGGCGCCAAGCAGGGCCCACAGCUCACGGACCAGCAGGCGCCCCCACACCAGGACUGCGCCUGCUGA